AUGUGGCUGACCCGAACUGUUCCUUUCCGAUACUUGACAUCUAACCGAAGACUUCAAAAACCGCCAUGGCUGAAAACAUAUCCUGCUGCCUUCUACUCAGAUUCUCCCGAGAAGAAAGGCAAAGUCACCCCUUUGCAGGAGACUAGAAUGAGAGAUAGGUUUACUCUGUACGCACGUGGCGGCGAAGGUGGAAAUGGUUGUUCCAGUGUCCGCCGUAGCCGUACUGAUCGUUACGGAAAACCUGAUGGUGGAAAUGGUGGGAGAGGAGGUGAUGUGAUAUUAGAAUGCACACACGCUGUUUGGGAUUUCAGCGGAUUACAACCUCAUGUUAAAGGUGGGAAAGCUGGACAUGGAACUUCCAAGAACAGGAUUGGAAACAGAGGAGAAGACAAGGUUCUUCAAGUUCCCAUUGGGACAGUGAUUCAUCUACAAGAGGGUGAGCUUCCAUCUCAUAUUCAAGCUGAUUCUCCCAAGAGCUCAGAUCCAUGGGAUCUUCCUGGCACACUAGUUGAUGAUCCUGAAUUAGAGGAGUAUACACCAGAAUCUUCUGUUGAAGAUGAAGCUGAAGAUGAGGAAGAGAGUGUAGAAGCAUUACAUCUAGGCAAUGAAGAAGAAACUGAUUUUGAAGAAGGAGAAGUCAGAUACAACGUUGCGGAACUAACAGAAGAAGGUCAGAGCAUAGUCAUCGCACGUGGUGGUGAAGGAGGUUUAGGUAACGUUUCCGCUACACGUUACUUAAGAGGCACCAAGUUCGCUAAAACCGCCACGUUGAGAACUAUGGAAGGUGACUCUGAUGAUGAUGGUAAUGGUAAUGGUCAACAACGCACGAGCAUUAAAUGUGGCUCUCUCGGUACAGAGUCUGUCCUGAUACUAGAACUGAAAAGCAUAGCUGAUGUUGGUCUUGUCGGGAUGCCAAACGCCGGAAAAAGCACACUUCUCGGUGCACUCUCACGUGCCAAGCCACGUGUAGGCCACUAUGCGUUCACAACGCUACGUCCUAAUCUAGGAAACGUAAACUACGAUGACUUCUCCGUCACGGUAGCUGACAUUCCAGGGCUUAUCAAAGGAGCUCAUCAGAACAGAGGACUAGGGCAUAACUUUCUCCGCCACAUUGAGCGGACCAAAGUGUUGGCUUACGUUGUGGACUUAGCGUCAGGGCUAGAUGGUUGCGAAGGUGUGACACCGUGGCAGCAACUGAGAGAUCUUGUGAUGGAGCUUGAGUACCAUGAAGAAGGGUUGUCUGAUAGGUCGUCUUUGAUCGUGGCGAACAAGAUUGAUGAGGAUGGUGCGGAUGAGAGGUUAGAGGAGCUUGAGAGGAGAGUGAAAGGAGUGAGGAUAUUUCCUGUUUGUGCGGUUCUUGAAGAAGGUGUGGCUGAGCUGAAAGAUGGUUUGAAAAUGCUUGUGAACGGUGAUGGUGAGGGAUCAGAGAGGUUAAAGUUGGAGAAUAUCUCUGUUGACUAG
This is a messenger RNA of Eruca vesicaria subsp. sativa (arugula), 1461 nucleotides long. Lineage: Eukaryota; Viridiplantae; Streptophyta; Magnoliopsida; Brassicales; Brassicaceae. The record is from the annotation of a GenBank genome assembly.